AUGACGGGCCUUAUCACUAAGGUUAUUGUAGUCGGGGGCGGAGGGAAUCUUGGACGCUACAUCGUCUCAGCUUUCGACACCGACCCUCGCUUCACUGUAUCCAUCUUGAGCCGAUAUUCAUCGUGCGCCUCUUUCCCACCUCAGAUCACAGUCCACCGGACCAGCGAGAACUACAACGAACCCGAACUAGUUGACAUUUUGAGGGACCAAGACGCAGUUGUCUGCACAAUUGCCACGAGUAAGAUAUCCCAGCAGAAAUUAAUAAUAGAUGCCGCAACCAAAGCCCGAGUCAAGCGCUUUGUCCCAUCCGAAUUCGGCCAUGAUACGCGAAAUGAGCAGGCUGGGGAGAUGGCCCCGUUUCUCUUCAAAACCAAAAAGAAGAUAGUGGAGUAUUUGAGGACCAAGGAGAAGGAAGGAUUGAGCUGGACAGCAUUUGUAACGGGGCCAUUGUUUGAGAUGCAACCAACGGUUGAAAACAGAGCCGUCCAGAAUUUCCUAGGAUACAGCAUACUCAAGAGACAAGCCAUGAUACUUAAUGGCGGCGCGAAUCACUGGUCCACCACGACUCUCAACACGGUCGCUCUUGCGGUGCAGAAUGCGAUGCUCGCCCCGGAGCGGACGGCCAACAGAUACUUGUUUAUCGAAUCUUUCCGGGUUUCCCAGAACGAUAUUCUCGCAUUGUUAGAAUACAUGAGCGGGACACCGUGGGAUACGAUACAUUGUGACGCGGAAGAGGAAAAAAGACUGGCGUUGGAGAGCCUAUCGAAGGGGGAGCUACGUGGUAUGCCCGCCCUAAUGAGAUAUGUUACCUGUAUCAAAGGGUUUGGAGGUCAUUAUAUGGAGUAUGAGGAGAGUGCGAACGACUUGUUGUCGAUGCCCAAUGAGAGCCUUCAUGAAGUCGUGAGAGCUAUUCUACAAAGUGGAUAG
Molecule: messenger RNA, 927 nt
Organism: Aspergillus bombycis
Lineage: Eukaryota; Fungi; Ascomycota; Eurotiomycetes; Eurotiales; Aspergillaceae
Product: isoflavone reductase family protein
Exons: 2
Coding region: 1-927 (308 amino acids)
Molecular function (GO): oxidoreductase activity
Source: RefSeq, a predicted model, not a curated record